AAUAUAAAUAAAUAAUAUAGUUUUUCAAGUAGUAGCAAAGCUGAACCCAAAUCCAUUUUCGAUUUCAAUCGGAGAGCAAAAGAAGAAGAAGAAUCCAUUUCAUGGCGGCUACAAAGCUUCAAGCCUUUUGGAAUCAUCCUGCUGGGCCCAAAACCAUUCACUUCUGGGCACCUACAUUUAAGUGGGGUAUCAGCAUUGCCAACAUUGCUGAUUUCGCAAAACCACCUGAGAAGCUUUCUUAUCCUCAACAAAUAGCUGUCACAGCUACUGGAAUUGUCUGGUCGCGUUACAGUACUGUAAUUACUCCUAAAAAUUGGAACCUUUUUAGCGUUAACGUUGCAAUGGCAGUUACUGGCAUAUACCAACUCUCACGCAAAUUGCGACAUGAUUAUUCCUCAGAAGCAGAAGUAGCAAAAGAGGCGGAAGUAGCAAAAGAAUGAUGACGAAGAAUUUGAAAAUAAGUUAUUGUGUACUUGGAGCCCGAUGCCCUGAUUGCAAUUUUCAUGUUGAACUUAUAUUUGAAUUAUUAUUUUGGGACGUGGUUCAUUUUGUAGUUGGCAAAGGCACAAACUGUCAAAUCUUGUGUAUUUUCAUGUCUGACCUGAUUGUUGUAGAAAUAGGGAUUCGAGAUAAGUGGUAACUGAAUGCCAUAGGCUCCAAAUUUACAUCUCGAUAUUUAUUGUUAAUUUGUUAUGUUCAUAAUCAUAUCUUCAAGCCCUCGCAAAUUGAAGUAUUGAACUGA
Cicer arietinum (chickpea) is the source of this 742-nucleotide messenger RNA. RefSeq names its product mitochondrial pyruvate carrier 4. Gene Ontology annotation, biological process: pyruvate import into mitochondria. The record is from RefSeq and is a predicted model, not a curated record. Gene Ontology annotation, cellular component: mitochondrial inner membrane. Lineage: Eukaryota; Viridiplantae; Streptophyta; Magnoliopsida; Fabales; Fabaceae.